Messenger RNA from Cydia strobilella, 1004 nucleotides. Its product is annotated as distal membrane-arm assembly complex protein 2. Bases 126 to 950 code for a protein of 274 amino acids. The transcript is spliced from 2 exons. NCBI's taxonomy places the organism in Eukaryota, Metazoa, Arthropoda, Insecta, Lepidoptera, Tortricidae. The record is from RefSeq and is a predicted model, not a curated record.
CUAGUUAUAAAUGGGGUUAUGACUUAUGAUCGUAUUUUAAAGUAAAACAAACACUUAAAUAAAAGCAAUCCCUUAAUUAUGACUGCACAUACUAUUUGAUUAAAUUAAGUAUAAUAGUGUACAAUAUGUCGCUUAACAUAAAACCUUAUCGACUUUGUCGGGCAUUCUUUAUAACCUCUCGAAACUAUUGCCAAGAGAAAUCUAUUUAUCAGCGUGAUGAAGAAGGCCCACAACCACGAAUGGUGCACGGGAAGCUGUACCCCGACUGGAGGAAGCCAUGGAUACAACGCGACGGAGAAUGGACCAGCAAGUUGUCGGUUUUUGUAGAGAAAAACCCUAAUCCGAAUAUCUUGAAUGCACUCUCCAAACUACCGAAUUUAACCUUGCAAGAUGUAAAGGAAUGGUGGGGCAGUAUGAAGGUGCUGCAAGAGAUUAAGAACCAGGAGUUUCUGCCACAGAGAGUGGCUACUCUUGGGUCUAAUCUGGCAGCACUGCACUUCUUUACAUACAGAGCUUGUGCCGUUAGAUUGAAAGGAAAAAAGGAAUGGAUAACUGGAGAUGCAACAAACCUAAACCUUCCCAGCCAGUACGAAGAAGGGUAUUUUGUAGAAGCUGUAGAUUGCACCAAUUUCCUUCAUAAUGGUAUCCGGUAUGAAGGCAUCCAAAAUUUCUCUGGCCUCAACUUCCUCAAAUGGGUAUCAUUGAGGAAUAAUAAACAUGUCGAUGUUUGGUGUCUGGACAGAUUGGCCGGUCAGAAUGGGAAAAGCUUAGAACACUUAGAUAUCCGAGGCUGCAACCUGUGUGUUGGCGGAGUUUCUGCCUUAGCAAGAAUGUCAGCACUGAAAACUCUGUACGUAACUGAUCCUGGUGAUAAUUUAGAGCUGCAAGCGGCUUUGUCUGUCCUAGAAGAGGAAAAUCCAAAGCUCUUGAUAAAUGCUGUUACAGAAUGAAAUGUGUGAUUUUAGUAUUGUAAUGUUAUUAGUGAUUAUAUUUUUGUUAUACAA